CUGAUGCUUCUGUCUGGGCUGCAGGGUAACCCCCCCGUGGGCCGGGCUGGGAGUGCAGCCAGUGCCCCCUGGGUCUCUGUGCCCCAGCCUGUGAGCGGUCCCAGACUCCCCAGUGAUCACCCCUGCCAUGAGGGCAGGCCUCCGAGCCUGGGCUUCUGGGCUCCAGCCCUCCUGCGUCUCCCCUGAGCUCUGCCCAGGAGUCCCACUGCACUAGAUUCCUGCUCCGAGAUCUCAGGGACCCGCUGCACCCCCAGCAGCCUGUUGUUAGCCAGCAGGGCCCAGCCCCCCCUGUCCUGGGCGCGGCCCGGGGAGGCAGAGGAGAAGCCGGAGUUGAGGCUGGGCAGUGCCGGGCUCCACCAGCCGGUUGCUGUGGAUCUGCUCCUGUCUCUUGGUCCCGGAGAGCCUGUGUCUCAGAGCCCAGCCCUUAGCCCAGCCUCCGGCACCUCUCCGGCCCUCGCCCUGCUGAGCCCGCGCGGCCCUGCCCGACGCCUGGCAUCAGGCUCAGCCCCUGGGGCUCCCAGUGCCUGGCCAGAUCCUGUGUCGAAGCGGGUCGGUUGCAGCCAGGCCUUAGCGGGCCAAUCGCACCAGCCACGUGCCCCAGGCCCCCUGCUUUGCCCCGGGAGCAGCUUCAACCCUUUGCACCCGCCGGGCACAGAGGCAGAGCUCCUCGCAGUGACACGUCCCCACGUUGGCCACCGGGCGCCGCCCCCCGGGCACCGAGUAAUGGCCGGACUCUUUGUUUCCCUCCUUGCAGCGCUCAUUGAGGAGGAGGAGGCUGGGUGAGUGGCUGGCGUCUGCCCCCGGGGCUUGGACCCGUUAGCUCUGACCCAGGGCGGUAAGAGCAGGGCGCCGGCGCCCCCGGGGGCCAGAGGGGGGCAGAGCCCUCAGGAACACCCCCCCCCCUGGAGGACACAGGAGCAGGGCCCUCAGGAAUGGGGGCCCCCGGGAGCUGGGGGUGGGGGUGCGCUCAGGAACAGGGCCCCCUGGGGGUCAGAGAGGGGGGUGCCCUCCGGAAGGCCAUGGGUUUCGAGGGCAGGUACCUCCCUCGCUGGGGUGACAUGGGGAGGGCAGAGCAGAGACCACCCCCCCGGCAUGGGGCCUACAGGGGCCACCCUGCCCCUCAUGGGUGGUGGGCCCCACUGAGCCGUGAGCCCAGGGGACUGGCCCUCAGGGCUCUGCGUGGGCCCCUCUGUCCCCCUCCCCUCUGUGUCUCACUAGACCCAGGCUCCGGCCUUCUCUGCUCUUCCAGGAAGCAGCAGGAGACGCCGUCAGCCGCCUCUAGCCCCAGCCUGUCCUCGGCCGCCACCACGGACACGGAGGCUGCGGGUGGGGAGGAGCAGGAGACGCCUGCGCUGGGGAGCUUGGCCGAAGGCCCGGAGGAGGCAGCCCUGCAGCAGGAGGAAGUGACCAGCAGUGGCGACCCCGGCCGGCGGGAGGAGGAGGAGGAGGGGGGGGCCGGGGAGAGGUGCGCCUGCAGCUGGAGCACCAAGGAUGAGGCCAAGCUGGCCUUUAAGGAGCUGCUGAAGGACAAGGGCGUCCCCUCCAACACCUCGUGGGAGCUGGCCAUGAAGAUGAUCGUGGACGAUCCGCGGUACAGUGCCCUGCCCAAGCUGAGUGAGAAGAAGCAGGCCUUCAAUGCCUACAAGGCCCAGCGGGAGAAGGAGGAGAAGGAGGAGGCUCGGCUGAGGGCCAAGGAGGCCAAGGAGGAGCUGCAGCGGUUCCUGGAGCAGCACGAGCGAAUGAGCUCCAUCACCCGCUACAGGAAAGCUGAGCAGAUGUUUGGGGAGCAGGAGGUUUGGGCUGUGGUCCCCGAGCGCGACCGCAAGGAGAUCUACGAUGACGUGCUGUUCUUCCUGGCCAAGAAGGAGAAGGAACACGCCAAGCAGCUGCGCAAGCGGAACAUCCAGGCCCUGAAGAACAUCCUGGACAGCAUGAGCAACGUCAGCUUCCAGACCACCUGGUCCGAGGCCCAGCAGUACCUGAUGGACAACCCCACCUUCGCCGAGGACCAGGACCUGCAGAACAUGGACAAGGAGGAUGCACUGAUCUGCUUCGAGGAGCACAUCCGCACGCUGGAGAAGGAGGAGGAGGAGGAGAAGGAGAAGACGAAGCUGCGUGAGAGGCGCCAGCAGCGGAAGAACAGAGAGGCUUUCCAGGCCUUUCUGGAUGAGCUGCACGACAAGGGGCAGCUGCACUCCAUGUCUACCUGGAUGGAGCUGUACCCCUCGCUGAGCGCCGACGCCCGCUUUGCCAACAUGCUGGGCCAGCCCGGCUCCACCCCCCUGGACUUGUUUAAAUUCUACGUGGAGGAUCUCAAGGCUCGUUUCCAUGACGAGAAGAAGAUCAUCAAGGACAUCUUAAAGGAUCGUGGCUUCGGCGUGGAGGUGAACACGACCUUCGAGGACUUCGCCCACGUGAUCAGCUUUGACAAGAGGGCAGCCACGCUGGACGCAGGCAACAUCAAGCUCACCUUUAACAGCCUGCUGGAGAAGGCUGAGGCGCGGGAGCGGGAGCGGGAGAAGGAGGAAGUGCGCAAGCUGCGCCGCCGGGAAGCAGCCUUCAAGAGCAUGCUGAAGCAGGCGGCCCCGCCCCUGGAGCCCGGCUCCUCCUGGGACGAGGUGCGGGAACGCUUCGUCAGUGACCUGGCCUUCGAGCAGAUCACGCUGGAGUCAGAGCGGAUCCGGCUCUUCAGGGAGUUCCUCCAGGUGGUGGAGAACGAGUGCCAGCACUACCACGCCAAGGCCAAGAAACACACCAAGAGAGGCAGGAAGCACCAUCGGAAGCGCUCGCAGUCGGGCUCAGAGUCGGAGCUGGAGUCCCAUCACCAGCGGGCCCAGAAGAGGAAGAAGCGGAAUCACUCGGAGUCCGGCUCGGAGCUCUCCUCCUCGCCCGACUCAGAUCUCAGCUCCCGCAAGUCCAGGAAGCAGAAAAAGAAAAGCAAGAAGAAGAGGCACAAAUCGAACAGCCCCCAGAGCGAGGGCGAGCGAGGGAAAGAGAAAGGCAGGAAGGGGAAGGAGAAGGAGCCGGAGCGGGCGGAGGGGCGACGGCACUCCCCCCAGCGCAGCCUCAAGAGGGAGAAGAGCGUCUGGGACACGUCGGACAGUGAGCCGAGCGAGGGCGAGCUGGAGAAGCGGCGUCGGACGCUGCUGCAGCAGCUGGAUGACGAUCAGUAGCCAGGUCUGCGGGACUGUCGCUGAGCUGGGGCUCCCUGGGGCCCCUGUGGGGCACCCUCAGCUCCCCACCCCCUGCCCAGCCUGGGGAGAGGCUCCGGACAACUUGGUGCUGGCGAGGGGCUUCUGCUCUGCCCCAGGACUGGGGGCUCCCGAGAGAGCAGAGAGGGGGUGCCCCGCUCCGCCCAGGACUCCUUCCCCCCGUCCCUGUGGAUCCCCCCUGCACCCGAGGACCCGUCGCCCCCGGGGCUGCUGUGACCACCUCCGCUUGGCCGGCCCCUCGGCGCUCAGAGGACCGGCCCCAGGACGGCAGCGCUUUGGAUGGUGGGGCCCUGGGGCGAAUGCGGCUCGGAGCUGGCUCUCACACGUGGUUCCGUGGAUGCCCCCGGGCCCUGGCGCCGAGGAUCGUGGGCGCCUGGGGCUCGCCGCGGGGGCGUGUGCUGCUGAGUAGCCGGGACCCUCGGGCCUCUCGUACUCUGGGAAUUAAAGGGGUUUUUUAAAUAAUAAUAUUUAUAAAUGUG
Molecule: messenger RNA, 3691 nt
Organism: Terrapene triunguis (Three-toed box turtle)
Lineage: Eukaryota; Metazoa; Chordata; Testudines; Emydidae
Gene: PRPF40B
Product: pre-mRNA processing factor 40 homolog B
Exons: 17
Coding region: 933-3173 (746 amino acids)
Biological process (GO): mRNA cis splicing, via spliceosome
Cellular component (GO): U1 snRNP; U2-type prespliceosome
Molecular function (GO): protein binding; RNA binding
Source: RefSeq, a predicted model, not a curated record